This is a messenger RNA of Chara braunii, 1849 nucleotides long. NCBI's taxonomy places the organism in Eukaryota, Viridiplantae, Streptophyta, Charophyceae, Charales, Characeae. The record is from the annotation of a GenBank genome assembly.
CGUGAGCCCGGCCAAGCCCGUUGGGCCCUAGGGCCUGUCGAUGGUCAGGAGUACUUCAACGCUCCACGAUGCUCAAUGCGGUUUGACGAUCUGACGAAAUGAAGAGAAGCAACUCUCUGACUGGCGAGUGGCCAUGCGCCAGAAAGUUUUUUGGAUCAGAUGCCUUGAGGUUCCGGUGGGAAUUUGGGGCAUCCUGAAGGGAGUGGUCCAAGACGCUUUUGGAGCAGUCUUGUUUGACCACCAACCCUUCAAGAAACUCUUAUCCCCGGACCUUCGGGACGUCCGGUUUGAUUUAGUACCAUCGGCAAAAUUGCGUUACAAGAAGAAGCUUAUUGUUGACCUCCACGAUAAAGGGUUUGUUGAGGUAGAUGUUGUCUGCGCUGGAACACCCUGGUGCUCGAAGUGCAGACGAUAUUUCCAUAGAGACUCUGACGUGGGGUGUCCGGCCAAGCAGAAAGCCCAUGAGAAAAACCCUACGGAGAAAGCUCCCUCUCAGAAGGAGAAUUCCCCUGUAAAGGAGAAGGAUCCACAGAAGGAGAAGCUUUCAACGAAGGGGAUUCUCCUGGAGGAGAAGGAGAUAAUCUCCUCAAAGAAAGGUCCAGCCCCGGACAAAGAGGACAAGCCUCGAUGGGAAUUAGUUGCUCGCAACCCUAAGAACGGGCGUAAAAGGAAAAUUAACAAGAAAUCCUGGAGUCGGAAGGAUUCUCGUGGAGGGACCAAGUCUAUUCCAUCCACGAAAGAGGUAUCGUCCAAGGAUGAUGCCGAGCCGUCGGGUAAAUUACCCGAAGUUCGGGGUGAUCCUGAUGUUCCGUCAAAAGCAGAUGACAGAGAUCAGGUGUUGGUCAGCGAGGGUGAUGAGGAAGGCAUGGGAGUUAAAGAGAAUAACUCUUAUUUGGAGGAAGAUGCUGCAAAGGUUGCGGGUGUAGAUGGGCCUCCUUGUCCCGUAAAAUCGGACUCCGGAGGCAUUAACGGGGAAGGGGAAGGGGAGGAAGGGGUGAGGGAUGGAUUAACUCAUAAGGAAGGAGUGGAGAAUGUUGUCUCCCCUACCCCGGCCUCUAUCCUUGGAGGAUCGCAGUCUAAAGAUAGAGCAGAGCAACCUAUCAAAGAACAGAAAGAUCUGUCAAAAGCGGAUGACAGCGACGUGUUGAUGGAAAGUGAUGAUGAAGGAGAUGAAAUGGAAAAGGAGGAGGAUGACUCAAGCUUGGUGAACGAAGAAGUUAAGGAGGAGGGUAGGGAGGAGACUUUAAACCCAUUUAAAUCUGAGCCUGAGCCUGGAAGCUCCCAGGAGGAAGGGAAAGGCGAGGAAAGGGAGGAGGUGAUUGGUUUAUUACGAAGGAAAAGAGGUGAGAACUCUGGCCCCCCCUCCUCGGCUUUUGUCUUUGGUGGCGAGAAAUCCAAGCUUGGGAAUGACAUUUGCCCCUCUCCCCAAAAACUGGUGGAGGAAGAUUCUGAGCAUUACAUUGAGACUAUCCCCAUCGAGGUGGUCUCUUCGGGGUCGGACUCGGAGGGGGAUAGCUUGCGAAGCCAGACUCAUUCGGACGGUACCCCGGAUGAGGUGCCGACGGAGGAGGGCAAGUUCUUGGACUUUUCUGUCCCAGGGCUGCAGCACAAGAGGCUUAUUACGUAUUCCCCAAGCAAGAAAGCUAAAAUGAAUGAUAAAUCAUCCGUUGUGACGGCGGAAGAGAAGUGCUUGGACAAAACAGAGGAUGCCCACUCCCGAGAAAAGGCAAAAAAGAGGAACAAGCCUGGCCGAUCGGCCAAAAGUCUCUCUUCUUUGCGGCUCCUAUGAAAAUGUUAGGAAGAGCGGACGCUCUGAUGGACCCCCCUGGGGAAUAUUUAAUUCCAUUAG